AUUGGAAAUUAUGAACUCUCUCCUAUUCUUCCUUGACAGGGUAAAACAAUUCUUAACCCUGGUAAUGUAUAAAUUAAACAAUUUAAGAAUUUAAAUUCAAAUUAAUGAAUUUUUAAGAAUUUUGUAAAUGACAUGUUUAAAUUAAAAAAAAAAAUUCAGAACAGGCUUAUAAGUUGAAAAAAUUAUAAUAAUCUUUUAGUUGUCAUUUGAAGAUUAUCACGUGAGCUGCACGUGUACAGCCUUUCCCGCCUAAAAAGCCAAGUCGUUAAAAAGCCAACCAACCCAGAAAGGGAAUCCCCCAACUCCCUAACCAACAGAAAUACCUUCCAAACCACAAUUCACUUACCCGUUCUUCCCUCUCAACACCUCCCUACCAAAAACCCUAAAAACCUCUCUCUCUCUCUCUGGGUGUGUAAAUGCAGCAGAGGCCAACAAGCUCAUCUCGAGCACCUGAAGCAGAGAACUGUAUGAUGAAGGUGACACAACCACCACAGCAACAAGCCAAAUAUUCUCCAAGAAGCCUAAGGGUGGACAUCUCCGGCGGCCAACUUCCUCUCUACUUCCGUUCUUCUAAUCCUUUCAGAAGGGAUUACAAGGAGACUUUGCGCUCAAGAUUAGCCGCUGAGAAGUUGGUCCAUGUUAUCCCUGUCAUUGUUUUGCUCUGCCUCUUCACUCUCUGGUGGUUCUCUUACCCAGUUAACCUGGUGAUCAAGGAUGGCAAGAUCGUGGCAACACAUCGUUUUGGCAUGCCACAGCCUUUCAAUAAUAAUCAUGUUGAACUCGCCAUUUUGGUGUCUACAAUAUCCCCAGUCACAUCAGUUCCUCAGAAUUUCACAGUAAGCAAUGAAACUGAAGCUCAUCCAGUAAGUAAAACUGAUUGAUGAUUAAUUGGUGGCUUAUGAGAAGAAAGCUUCUGGGAGGAAAAAAAAAUUAUAAAUCAAUAUUUUGAUUGCAGUAGAGAGAAGUGCUUAGUUUUUCCAUAUGAAUGUAUGGCUAGAUAAAAGACAACUUGUAGCAGGUACAAUUCGUAGAGAAAACUAUGAUUGCUGAUGAACUUGUAUCAAAUUUACAUAGAUGAAAUGAAACAAGGAAAGGAAAAUUGUUGGUGA
Messenger RNA from Hevea brasiliensis (rubber tree), 1109 nucleotides. RefSeq lists its product as uncharacterized. The record is from RefSeq and is a predicted model, not a curated record. The coding region runs from base 417 to 881 and encodes 154 amino acids. NCBI's taxonomy places the organism in Eukaryota, Viridiplantae, Streptophyta, Magnoliopsida, Malpighiales, Euphorbiaceae. The transcript has 2 exons.